AUGACGCUGGCUUUCGAGCAGGCAGGAUCAUUUUUCACCGGUUGGAUACGGUCUUGCUUAUCGUGCUUGUCCCCCGGCGACGAUGGCCAGACGAGUCGUCGCCAGACAGAGGAUCGAGGCGUUGAGAGGGAGAUGCAAGUAAACCACACUCAACCGCAUCUUGUGCCUCCGAUGAAAUUGGUGGUAUACGAUGAUCUCCCCAGUCCAAGUGUGCAUGAGAACCGGAACUCGCUAUCCUCAUGGAUUGUUGAAAGCCGGAACUUUGCCUCGCGGACAUCCUAUCGGGCGAGCAUGUCCUGGAAGAGGAACUCGAUGGCUCCGGCCAGUUCCAGCACCUCGGCGCUGAGGAUAAGUGCGCCUUCCGAUUUUCGAAGAGUGCAGUCAUUUCACCCUCCGCCAUCGCCGUGGCUGCCCACGUUCCAGCCCUUGGAGCUCAGCUUCCAUCGCUCAGGCAAUCGUCUACCCGAUCUACCCACCUUCGACUCCUUUCAGCUGGCCGAUGAGCGCUACCGCCAGACGCUACCGCCACCGCCCCGCACUCUAUCACCCACGGGAAUCCGACCUCGACUGUGCCAAUCGACAUUUGCUGUACCCCGCAAGCCGGUCGGGUCUGGGGACCAUCGGUUGAGUGUAGAUGUCGAGUCUCUGAUUGAGCCACCGGCCCCAGUCCGCAUCGCGAGUUCUCUGAUCCCGCAUUUCUCUGUCGUGAACCCUGUCGAGAUCCCUUCCCCCGACGACGUGGAGAUGAGACCAGUCCUGGGUCAUACGAGAUCGGAGUCGGAGCCACCCAGACUUACAGCCGACAUGGAAUGGAUGAUCCCAGCAAGAACGGCACCAACUCCCUGGGACAUGCCCCCACAGACUCCGCCUGCCAAGCAGGAUGACGAGCCAGAUUUCGCCGCGAUCACACCGUCCCGAGGCUGCCCAGACUCCAGAGAAUCCCCGUCGACGGCUAGCUCCCGCACGAUGCCCUCUCAAAUCUCCUCGCUGCGGCGGCCUUCGCUCCCACUCGCAGAAAACCGCAAAACCAUCGCAUCAUUCCCCUCUCUCUCCAACCGCGUCACGCAGUGGUUUUUCCCCACCGCCACCAAAGACCCUUUCUCCCCGAAGCAAGUGUCUCUGCCUGGUGAACAUGGCUUCAUGUGGGAUCGAACCCGCACACUCAGCGGCACCACCGUCGGCUCGACCGUGACGACCACUAUCAUCGGCGGCGCCAAAGCCAGAAACCACAACUCAUCCAUUUCGAGCACCUUCACUGGCGCUACCACCCCGCGCACCUCCUUGCGCGGGCCCUCUCCGACAUUGGAAAAGGAUUUCGACGCCGGCCUCUGCCACCCGACUAUCUACGAGGACCAGCAGCAGCAGUACCGGCAUUCUGCCGACUACGCCGGCGCUUAUCGCCGCUAUCGGGAGUCUACUUUCGGACUAGCUUUCUAG
Molecule: messenger RNA, 1437 nt
Organism: Penicillium alfredii
Lineage: Eukaryota; Fungi; Ascomycota; Eurotiomycetes; Eurotiales; Aspergillaceae
Exons: 2
Coding region: 1-1437 (478 amino acids)
Source: RefSeq, a predicted model, not a curated record